Messenger RNA from Aricia agestis (brown argus), 2255 nucleotides. RefSeq lists its product as uncharacterized. NCBI's taxonomy places the organism in Eukaryota, Metazoa, Arthropoda, Insecta, Lepidoptera, Lycaenidae. The transcript is spliced from 2 exons. The coding region runs from base 1 to 2049 and encodes 682 amino acids. The record is from RefSeq and is a predicted model, not a curated record.
AUGUUGAAAAAUAUAGCCAUAAUUGCAAUCUUCUUGAUUAAUCAAACCCAUUGCAUUGAUGAAUCAAGUCCCCUUUAUCAAGAGAUUGAGCAGUACCACAAUGAAACGAACACAAAGGCGGAAUUCGCCUAUCAAGUCGUGGAUAAAAUAUUCAACGCUUUCCAGCAGUGGUUCUUCACGAUCACUUUCUGUGAUUUCACAUACUUCGAAAACAGGAUAUUAAGGUAUACCGAGACUUAUGGCUACGGGUACCCAGUGAUGCUUCUAAACGGAUGCCCAGAUACGAAUAACUCAAAAUCCAAACCUAAGAUCGAUACACAUGGACAGACGGCAUACUUGGUGACAUCAGAUGAAUUAACCAUCGAUGGAAGUGAACAAGCGUUGAUGGCUUUGGCCAGUACUGGGGUAUUCAAACCGAGAUCAGCAGUGAUAUUCGUUAUAAACUCCCCAGUUUCCGAUGACAGCUAUUUCUACUACGCAAUGAAGAAUCACUUUCAAUUGCUAUGGAGCGUGAGUAUUACCAAUUCUGUUCUAGUUCUCUGGUCGGGAAGUUUAAAAAUGUUCACUUACAACCCUUUCUGCGACGAAAUCAGAGACAUAACGCACGUCAAGAAUGUAACAAAGUUUCUUCUUCAUCAGUACCAUAAUUUGUACGGUUACCCUUUACGUUUGAGCGUCUUCCGAAAACCUUAUAUAUCGGAUGACCCAGAGCCAGUUGGGUGUAAUUCUAGGCUUGUGAUGACAGUCAUGAAGCAGCUCAAUGCAACUUGCAAACCCUUGAAACCAAGAGAUGACAGCACAGUUGGAGAUUUGCUAGAAAACGGUACAGCUACGGGAGUCACUAAAGAUCUUAUGGACGGAUAUACUGAUAUGGAACUGAGUUCUAGAAUACUCAAAACAACCUACUAUGGCUACAUUGACACCACUUACCCCCUGAUACAAGAUGAACUCUGCUUCUUGACAAAGAAAUCUAUAAAACAAUCUACGUUUACCACGACUCUGAAACUAAUAUCUAAAAAUAUGCUAAUCCUCUUCAUAUUUAAUGUAGUUUUUCUAAUCGUUAUUAGCGUCGUUGUUUACAAAAUGGAGUCUAAAAUAUGGAAGGAGAAUAGACCAGCAGAAGAGACAAUUUUAGACGUGGUGAGAUGUUUGAUAAGACAAACUGUAGACGUAAAAUUUAUCGGACCAGUGUUUAGAUGUGUCUCGCUGAUGAUCAUGAUUUACUCGCUGAUUGUGGAUUGCGCAAUUGAUGGUAUCAUAACAUCGGCCAUUUCAUACCCAAGAUACAAACCAGACAUCGAUACUUUAGCGAAACUGCUCAAAACCAAUGUGACCUUCGGUGUGCAUAAUCGCGACUUCUUGCUUUUCAAUAAAAGUCUCAUUCCUGAGUACUACGAACAAUUUAAGGACCGCGUCGAAAUAGUGAAUGAUGAUAAAAUAAAACAAAUACUGGAUAAACGGGAUUUCGGAUACGCGAUAUUGUUGAGAAAAACCGAUGCAGACUACAUAGCGCGUAAGCCCAGUAAUAUUGUCCGGGGAAGGCCAAUAUACCACACAGUCCAGGACUGUCCUGUCCCAUGCUCUAUAGUCUAUGGGCUAAAGUACGGAAGCCCUUAUUUACCCAGACUAAACUAUCUCCUGCAUCAUCUUAACCAAGGAGGCAUCCUGCAAUACUGGUCUCUUACAGACGAAUUCACUCCGCGUAACGUUAAAACGAAAGAGCUAACAAAAGAUAAGAAAGCCUUAAGCACGGAUAAUCUUAAAGAAUUCUUCAUAGUUUGGAUUGUUGGUUUAGCAACAAGCACUGGUAUUUUUUUCUCAGAGUUCAUUGUAUAUGCUGCCAGAAGAAACAAUCAAAGCCCUGUAGAAUUUCUUUUAGAAAAGUACCGUAAGGUAGUUGGAAAAGCGAGCUCUGUGCUGGGCAAAAAUAAGGUGGCAUUCAAGGAAAAACGCAGUGUUCUGAGAGAGAAACUUAAAAGCUUACUUCGUAGAAAGAAGAAAAGUGAACUUAAAGAAAAUGAACCUAAAUUGUACGAAUACUGUGACUAAGUUAAGUAUCUCUAGUAUGCUCAAACCUUAGCAAACUCUGAUUAAAACUAAGGUUUGUUCUACUAGCAUCAGAUAGACCAUACAACCAAUGCAUUUUAGGUGAGUACUUCUAAAUGAUAAUGCAAAGAAUUUUACAUUAACAGCUUAAAUUAAAAAUAAAGCUACUAACCUUGAGCUUUUCUUGUAAACCCUUGUUAGCCGCUUUU